AACAUCAAACAUGGAAUCUAUGGAAUCAUCUUUUAUUUUCUUAAAUAUUGUGUCAUUUUUGACAUACGCAUCAAUAUAUAAUCGCAAACAGUCCUUUCUUUUACUUGAUAAUAGACAUAAGUGUUCCCGUAAAGGCUAUAUAGAUAAAUUAUCUGAACAAGGAUUCUACUUUGAUUGGAUGCGCAAAGGAACUAAAAGUGGUAGAUUUAAUUUUGUAUGUUUCCAUUGUCAUAGACGAUGGAAAUGUACGGUUGAGAAUAAAGUAGAUUUAUGGUCUAUGGGUGUCUUUGAGGAAAUUAAUGAGCAUCAAUGUGACACAAAAAUAUCAAUAGAUUAUGAAAAUACUCAUUUAAUAAUUGCAAUAAUCAUGUCUUUUUGCAAAUAUGAUGAACAUUACUUCAAACGAUUUUUUGAAGAACGACCAACAAUGAACAUACAACAAAAUCGUAUUGAUUCCUUUAUAAGUCAUUCUUGUUUCUUUAAGAAAGAUGAGUAUUCUAGAAAUAACCCCAGCUUUUACUUGUAUAAUACUUGUAUGUAUUCCCCUCCUACAUUUAGAUGUACAUGUUGUUUCUUUAAUAUACAAUUACCAUAUUUAAUAUUACAUGGUGGCCCCGGCCAUAUUACAAAACUUCAUAAUAAAUAUUUAAAAGAGAUACAAGAGAAUGAAAUAAAACUCCCGGCAGAUUUUUCAUUGUCGUAUUAUGGUAAUAAAAUAUUUGAAAAUAAUUACACAGAUAAUAACACACUUAGAAAUACAAAGAAUUGGAUUCAUGUAAUACGGCAAAUCUACAAUUAUGCUAAUAUACGUUUAAGUAAAAAUUCCUUUUUAAAUGAUAUAAGCAAUCUUUCUCAUUUAAUAAAUGAGGGUCGACGACAACAAAUAUUGUUGAUGAAGGAGAAGGAUCGACGACAACAAAUGUCGGAGGAGGAGGAGGAGGAGGAGGAGGAGGAGGAGGAGGAAGAAACUGAAACGGAAAGAGCACAUCGACAUCAGCAACAUUUACACCACCACCACUACCACCACCACCGUCGACGGUUGUCCACCAACAGCCGGCGACGGCUAUUGGUGGACAAUCGGCGCCGGUUGUUAAACCGACGUCGAUGUCAUCGACUUCAGCAGUAUUUACACCACCACAAAUGCCGCCGCCACAAUUUUCUUCAGUUCUUCCACAACCCCUAUUGGCCUCGGCCUCGAAACCGUCGACGGUUGUCCACCAACAGCCGACGACGGCUAUUGGUGGACAAUCGGCACCGGUUGUUAAACCGACGUCGAUGUCAUCAAUGCCAUCGACAUCAGCAGCAUUUACACCACCAAAAUCAUCACAAAUUCAACAACAACAAAUUCUUCCACCACCACAAUUUUCUUCUCAAUUUUCUUUUCUAUCAGCCUCGAAACCGUCGACGGUUGUCCACCAACAGCCGGCGACGGCUAUUGGUGGACAAUCGGCGCCGGUUGUUAAACCGACGUCGAUGUCAUCGACUUCAGCAGUAUUUACACCACCACAAAUGCCGCCGCCACAAUUUUCUUCAGUUCUUCCACAACCCCUAUUGGCCUCAGCCUCGAAACCGUCGACGGUUGUCCACCAACAGCCGGCGACGGCUAUUGGUGGACAAUCGGCACCGGUUGUUAAACCGACGUCGAUGUCAUCAAUGCCAUCGACAUCAGCAGCAUUUACACCACCAAAAUCAUCACAAAUUCAACAACAACAAAUUCUUCCACCGCCGCCACAAUUUUCUUCAGUUCUUCCACAACCCCUAUUGGCAUCGGCCUCGAAACCGUCGACGGUUGUCCACCAACAGCCGGCGACGGCUAUUGGUGGACAAUCGGCACCGGUUGUUAAACCGACGUCGAUGUCAUUAA
This is a messenger RNA of Homarus americanus (American lobster), 1864 nucleotides long. RefSeq lists its product as uncharacterized. The record is from RefSeq and is a predicted model, not a curated record. The transcript has 2 exons. The coding region runs from base 11 to 1864 and encodes 617 amino acids. NCBI's taxonomy places the organism in Eukaryota, Metazoa, Arthropoda, Malacostraca, Decapoda, Nephropidae.